CGUACGUACGUAUGAUAUUGACCUGUAAAGCAACUUUCAAACAUCGCAGGGGACGAGGAAACACCGAUUUAAAUCGCGAAUCAUCAGUUUAAUUUGGUAAAAUAAAGACAAUUACCUGAUCAGUUUUAAUCAAGUGGAGGUUUCUCCACAUUGCCCUUUCAUUUUGUUGGAAUUCGAGAGUUGCAUGUGCCCAUAUUUCGGGCCUAAAAGGAGGGGUGUUUCUUAGUUCUUGUAAAUCUAAAAUGGCUUGUGCGACACUAAAACGGACUCUCGACUUUGAUCCACUUCAUAGCCCUGGAACCUCCCCAAAAAGAAGAAGAUGUUCACCCAUAAUUACUCCGUCAACACCAACUUCUAGAAAUAGUCUUCAACAAUCACCAUUUUCUCCAGUAACACCUAGAAUAUCACCAGGCCAGCUUGCAGCUCACAUUAGUCAAGAAUGGCGAAGGAUAAAGCGAAGGAAACGGUUGGAAGAUUCUUACAGCAGCGAGUCACCUGUAUCAUCAGAGAUGAUGGAGCAAGCAUCAAGGUUUGGGUUAACAUCGGGAUGCUUCUCACCACCAUCCACAUCCACCAAUCCUAUGCCCAACUUGCCUUCAGGCUCUUUACAACAAACACAAACCAAAGAUCAACCCAUGUUCACUUUAAAACAGGUUAUCCUAAUAUGUGAACGCAUGUUGAAGGAGCAAGAAUCUAGGAUACGUGAGGAGUAUGAUAAAGCCCUAACGUGCAAGUUAGCUGAGCAAUAUGAUGCAUUCGUAAAGUUCAACCAAGAUCAGAUUCAACGUCGCUUUACCUCUACAAGCAUGAGCUAUGUCUCAUAAGUCUACCCCAAGUGCAAUGAUGAAAAGUAAAGAUGUCGAUACAGCUCUAUCAAAUCAACCUAUCGUACUCUUAAGGACUCGCAAUGCAUACGCUCAUCAUCACAGCUACUCCAGAAGAUGACCAGCUAUUGCUUUGAACGAAGUUGAUCCAGAGUAAAUGGAAAUCUAACCAAUAAAACCCAACCAAUGGAUCGCUUCAUUCUGGCUGCGCCACCCUUAAUACAUGUGUAGUUCUCCUGUAAUGGUUCAUAUUGAAUUCCCUGUUACAUAUUCCCGUACAUGUGACUUCUGCACUCCUGACAUGUUGAAGAUGAGAAUGCUCAAAGCCUACGCCACCAGGAAUAUUGGCCAAGAUAGCUUUUUUCAACUUGUCAACAAGCCUGGCAUUGUCACUGAAUAUUUAGCUUUGCUGAAUUUAAUUGGUAAAGAGAAAGGAAUGGAACAAGCUGGAUAUAUAUUUUAAAGUAAACCCAGUAUGGCAUUCACCUCUAGUUGUGUAUACCGUAGUCACAUUUUACAUGACAGAUGAAUGAUGCAUUGAGCGAUCGCGAUUCAUAUUACUUUAGGGUUUGCAUUGUGAGUGUAUUGUAUUUUGAAAUUGAUAACCUCUAGAGUGUCCACAAUGAAUGCCACUCAUGGAAGUGUGAGAAACAAAAUGACUUACAUUGGACAAAUUAAAUGAAAGUAUGUACUGCCUUUGUGAUUAUGAUUGAGGUGUCCUCUGUGACCAGGAAAAAUAUUUCAAGAGUUGACAAACAGAACUAUGCAACUAAAUUUUUGGCCAUUUUGAGUUUUUGUUAUCAAUAUAUCACCAUCAUUGAAAACCAUAAAGCCGUAACCCAAUGUGCUUUGUGGCUAUAUACCAAAAUAACACUUUACCUCGCCAGCACGCUUUGUGUUCCUUGAACUCUUUUGAGUUAUGACAUUCAAUUUGGUUUCACUUUUUUCAAAAUCAUGGAUCUUGAGUUGAGGUGUUCUGUUUGUCACCCCUUGAUUGCUACAAUUCAAAUAUGAACAAAUUUGAUAUUGGUGUUAAUGAAAAGCCUGUGCUUUAAGGCAUGCUCAGACAUGGUGUUCCUGCACUCCCGUAACAAAAGUCUGUGGUACAGGAGAUCGUUUGUUUGCCCUGUACAUGUAUAAUGCUGUUGACAAAAGCCCCUCCCCCAUAAAAGAUAGAACAAAUAAAUAGAUAAAUGAAUGAAUAAAGAUUAAUAUAUAAAUAGAAUAAAGUAAACAAAGAAAAAAUGAAAUUAAAAUGCCAAGAAAAAACUAAUAGAAGGGGGGAAAAAGAAUUGGAUCAGUCGGUCAUAUUUGUUUGUUAGUCUGUUUGCUAUGGGGGCAACUCUAUGUACAUGUAUUUAUUACUCUUGUGCAUGCAGAAAGGACUCCAUCUAUGUAUCAUUGUGCAAGCAUGAUACAUGUAUAAUGGAGAUGAAGGGUAUGUCAGACACAACUGUCCCCUGCACCAUUUGCCUUUUAAAAUAUGUUUUUAAAAAAAUAUAAGAAUUUAAUGUCAAUUGUCGUUACACUGACCCUCUCCCAAAACUAUAAUAGAAGUACAAAGGUUGGCCGGUUACAAAGGUUAUACCGUGAUGUUUGUAUUCUCUAUGUCUGAGAAAGCCUUGUCCUUUAAAAUUGAAUUAAUGACUAAAGAAAGAAAGCAACCUUCAGAAAUUAAUUCAUGAAACAUUAAUAACAAUUUAAUAAUAUUUUCCUUUGGCUUGGUGAUGAAAUCUAUAUUGGAAGGACAUGUGCAGCUUUUCUUUGACACCAAUUGAAGACGAACAUAACAAUUUGAUGAGAGGCGCCAACAUGUAAAGUUGAAUUGGAGUGUUUGAAAUACAUGUAUUCCUGUUUCCUGUCGAGCUUUGAGAGUACAUGCACUGUAUUAGGGCAUUGCUGCGUAGUAUACAGUGUACUUAAACAGGCAAAAGCCUCAAUGUAAACUCCAUAUUGGAUUAUUUGUGUUGAAGCAUUCUGUUACAUAAUAAUAUUUAGAUAUUUUCACACUUUUUUAUGCGUUGUGUGAGAAUGGUACUGUGUAUAAGGAUGGAAAGUAUGAUUGUACUGCAUUAUCCCGUCUCUAUCAUUGUAAAUAUUGAAGCUCUUAUGAUAGGGCCGACUGCAUAGUUAUCAUCUUUCCCCGUUUUGUUUGUUACGGUGCUAUUAAUUUCUGGCCAACAUUCUUGAAACUUUAAAAGAGCAGUCAAGGAAAAAAAGUUAAUUUUUUCAUUAUAUCGUUCUUAUUUAUUCUUCCUUUUGAGUUUAUUGUUUCCUUUGUUCAUAAAUCCUUGGUUAUAUAAACAGUAGAUUUUAGUUACUUGUAAAUAGGUUGAAUUGUUUUAUUUGAAAGAAGAUAACAAACCAAGGAUCAUAAGGAUGAUGAAAGUGUGUGCAUGUUUGAUUUUAUUCCAUAAACCAGUGUUAGAAUUCUUAGUGAAGUUUUUUCUGCUUUCAUUUAUUUUCUUAAGUGUCACUAAGCCAUGACAAAGUAGCCCAUCAAUAUCGAUGUUGAGUGUGAUAUUUUGACAAUUGAUACAAUGUCCUUGUCUGAUAUCGGCUAAAAGUGCGGUCUCCCUUUAAUGUCUCUCUUUAGAUUAAAGACACAUGGAAAAAAUUGUGAGCAUAUACAUGUAAUUUUAAAACUUUACCAGAUAGAAGUCUUCUGCAUGGGUAUUAGUUUAGAUGAGACUUUCAGGUCAUUUUUAAAACUUCAACUUGUACAUGUAUGUUCAUUUGAUUUUCAGGUAAAAGAAUGAGCAAGUCUGGUACUUGAGCGGGCAUGGGGGUUGAAAAUAUAGUUUUGUGCAAUGAGAGCCAGUAUUGAACCAGUGAAGACAGGGCCUAGCCUGCAAUAUAUAAUGGGCUGAGUUCUAUGUAAAAUAUGUGUUAUACAUGUAGCAUGAUCAGCAAGUCUCAUAAGUGUUAUUAAGGCACAGUGAGUACAUGGAUAAAGCGAACCAACAAUAGUUGUUUGAAUAGAUUUUCGUUAAGACUAAAUGCAUUUUGUGUUUUUCUAAUCAGUCAUUUUUUCACCUGAUUGCAUAUUGAGUAGGAAUGCAUCACCCAAUGAGUAUAAAUUUUUUUUUGUGUUCAUUCAAUAAUUUAAUUGUAGCUAAUAUCGAUAGAAUUAUUCCUCAAACUGAGGGGCAUAUAUUUUGUACUUUUUUAAUUAAAAUAAUUUUGUAUAUUAAAUGCAAAGUUUACCAUUUCCAGGCUUCGAUUAUGGUAACUUUUUUGCUUGACCAGCAUUUUGUGUAUUGAGCCAUACAGACAAAACGGUUUAUGAGGUAGUGUGAUUAUUUAGGUACAGGCAAACAUUCUUUUCGCACUAUCAGUCCCUGUGUGGACAUUGUCAGUCUGGAUGUUCAGUGAAAUUAUGAGUCUGGAAAUGGUUAGUUCUCAUCGAUAACAAGUACAUGUAUAAAUUAUAAUUAAGCAAAGACCUCGUGUAUAAUGAUCUCUGUACAUGCAUAUCAUACAUGUAAAUUUUGUCAUAUAUCUAUAUAUAUCAUACUUGCACCUCUCAUCUUCAAUACAUUAAUUUGUUUACAAAAAAUGCAUAAUAUGACCAUGAUGUUGCUGUAAAUACGAGAAAUAAAAGGUUUAGAUGUUCUACCGUAGUUAAAGUAGCUAAUAUUGGAGAGUAUAUGGAGAGGUGAUACGUAUGUAUGAUGCAGGGAUACCGAGUUUGUACUUCUUAUUGUAUACAUUCUUGACAAUAUUAUUUUUCAUUGUUUACAAGUUCUCACAUGAAAAUUAUUAGUGUAAAGGACAAAUAAUAAUCGGUUUCUGGUAUUAAAACCAA
Messenger RNA from Lytechinus variegatus (green sea urchin), 4632 nucleotides. Its product is annotated as akirin-2-like. NCBI's taxonomy places the organism in Eukaryota, Metazoa, Echinodermata, Echinoidea, Temnopleuroida, Toxopneustidae. Gene Ontology annotation, molecular function: transcription coregulator activity. The coding region runs from base 243 to 824 and encodes 193 amino acids. The record is from RefSeq and is a predicted model, not a curated record. Gene Ontology annotation, cellular component: nucleus; chromatin. The transcript has 5 exons. Gene Ontology annotation, biological process: positive regulation of transcription by RNA polymerase II; positive regulation of innate immune response.